This is a messenger RNA of Daldinia vernicosa, 3180 nucleotides long. RefSeq lists its product as uncharacterized. The transcript has a single exon. The record is from RefSeq and is a predicted model, not a curated record. The coding region runs from base 1 to 3180 and encodes 1059 amino acids. NCBI's taxonomy places the organism in Eukaryota, Fungi, Ascomycota, Sordariomycetes, Xylariales, Hypoxylaceae.
AUGCACCGUCGGAAUAGCACAAAGUUCUAUCACCUCGAUCGUCGAAAAUCGGCUUCCUCUGCGAAAAGCGUUCAUCUAGAACAUAUCCGUCCUGAGACGGCUAAGCGCGAUGCUCAGGCUGCUGCUUCGCAAGCAUUUGCAAGAGCUAGGGAACGCUCGAGUACUACGGACACGGUUUUAUGGCCACCGCCGCGGAACAGCGAUCCGGCUAAGGCCACUGGGUCUAGCAGUAUACACGAUAGACGCAAUAGUAACUCUCCCAUCAAGCGCCAACAAAGUGUUCGUUUCGUACGAGAGGAUACUACACGCGGUACACGAAGUAAUACCGUAGUCGGAAGUAUGACGCCAGCCUUCAUAACCAGUACAUCCCAAGGUAAGACUAAUGGAAACAAUAUUGAGCCUCGACUGGCAAGCAGUGCCUCCGCGGCGGGGAUGGUCUCUGCAGCCAAAGGCGCAGCAGGUGACUACAUUAAUGCACUCCUUACAGGCGAGGAGUAUUAUACGCCCGAAGACGACAUUGCUUCCGUCCCUUCAUCCUAUCGAAAAAUCCGAAAAUCCAGGUCGAUGUUCACCUGCUCUGAAGCCAGCAUUGCUUCACGAGGCGACGAUCAAAGCCCAUCCUCCAUAACAAUAAAUCAGCUCCCAACGAUGUCUAUAGGAUCCUUAAAUAGGGGUGUUGGUGAAAGCAUGCCUACGACAAAACUCAAAGCACCCAAAUCUAUGUCUUUCUUAAGUGGUCGCUAUGAUCAGUCGAUGUUAUUCUCCAAGCGCCGUGGAAGCGUUCCUAUGGGGCUAUCUAGUAACGAAAGCGUUAAAACUCGGACCAAUACGGAUGUUGCCACGAAGUCGCAACCAUCAGUAUUCUCUCGUUCAAAGUCUAUCAACGCUGACAAGUUUCUCAGAAAGAGUAUGAGAGAUGGGAGUAACGAUACCCUACCAAUAGAUGGGAAAAUUCCCAAAGAAGGCAGUCUAAGGAACCGCGCCCGGAAGGUCUCGAACAGCUUUAAGCACAAAUUGAAAAGCUUCUUUAAUUUGGGUAAAGGAGAUACCGACGGAGCCGAGUUUCCCCCUCAACAAAUUGAGGCUUCAAAAUCUCAUAUCAUGAGCCCUAAUUCUCUGGGUUAUACAGGAUAUGAUGAGUUUCAGUUCGAGCCGCCAAGUGACGAAGCGGCGAUAUCACGCGUCCCUUCAGGAGUUCCGUCAUUACAUGCCGUCCCGUCAUACCAGCAACUUCGUUCACGGCAAGGCAGCGUCGAGAGCCUAAGAAGCGAAAGAAGAGCCUCGGAUGAAAGAUCUCGCGUGACAAGUUGGUCGAAUUCAGACGCCAACACACUUAACACGUUAAGCAGCCAGAAAAAUGAAUGGGACCGACAGCGUCUAUCAGUUAUAAAAGAAAAUGGGAUGCAUGUCUCUUCAUCAUCAGCAAGACCUAAUGCCAGUAUCUACGGCAUCAGUCCAGAUACUAGCGUUCGUUCUAGUCAACCACCAAUACCACCACAGCCAAUAAGCAUUGACAGUCAAAGAAUCUACUCCGCGCUUAUGAAAAGGCUUAAUGAUACAAAUAAGCAUUCACGAGGAAGUGGGACUCAAAGGCAAGAAAGUGUCGACGGUUUUGUUGAUACGGAUACUAUACCUCCGAGAGGUAGUUCUCGGGAUCAUGACAAACCAUUGUCUAUCUCGCGAGCAACCAUUCGCCACGUCAUUUCCGACGAGUUCUCAGACCUAUCUUCAGCUAGAGCAACUGGAUCGAACUCGAUUUCAAGUGGUUUAAGGCUUGACGCGAAGCUGGAAGAAUCCCCUCCCCAUUCUACUGGUAAAUUGAACACGAAGAGACAGGAGCUUUCAUCCUUUACAUCGACAAUUAAGAGAAAUGAAACCAGCGGGUCACCCUCAGUACCACAUGCCGAUAAACUCUCACCUCAGGCGAGAACGUUGUCGACUCGUAGCUCGGCCUUCUUUGCCAGUCCUACGUGUCAUCUAUUCCGCACUCGAAGUCCAUACAGGCGUGCACUCCAAGACUCGAUGAAAGCCGAACCACAGAAUACACAAACCAGGUCCCCAGAGUUUAAUCCUUGGAUGCGUUCACUGACGAACCUACCCAUCAGAUGCCCGAGCACAUGCGAGUCUGAAGUGGAUAAGAAAAUGUAUUACGCGGAAAGUGUGUACUCUUGUACAACAGACGAGCCAUUGACUGGGCCGCCGAACAACAACGUAUCUCAAAAUAUAUUAGAUAAUUCGCUAAGGCAUCCAACUACGCAUGGAGAUGCCACAAUAUUUGUCAGUCCUCCUGUCUACCGGCCUCCUCCGCCCCCGCCACCGCCUAAACAAAGGGUCACAUCUUCGGCAAGUUCUGUGGAAUGGAAAACGUGGCUUUCUGCUAACGUUUCGAAACUCGAGGGCACGCCUGGUCGUACGGACACAAAUGUCAUGGAAUACGCCGUACCAUCGACUCAUCCAUCAGGCCAUAUUCGCGAAGAAGCCCAGAUAAAUGAUGAGGAUGAACAUGUUCCAUUAGAAGUAUAUAAGCCUACACGCCCGGACAGCGCGCUGGCAGAAAUCGAGAACAGUGCGAGAGCAUCCCCCCAAACCCCACGACAUGCUCCGAAGGAUCCAUCCCCAGUUUAUGACUGCGGAAAAGAAAAUGAGGUUCCGGAACGAUCUACGAUCCUUUCUAAAAGUGUAUUACGUACCACGCCAUCGUUAGCAAGUAUGAAAUCGGGUACCCAUGAAGCAAAUGCGUCUGUAAAGAAAGGUGUGUUCGAUUCCAAUCACCGGAAGUCUCUCAGACACACGCCCUCUCUCAAUACCCUUGCGGGUAAUUCUACUCCAACUUCAACUAGGAAAUUGGUAAGAAGGCAGCCAGGAUAUAAGGUCCAUGCUACGCCUACGACGAGCCCAGGACUUGGGUUAAUAGUUGAUAAAAGUUCAGGAAAGUAUAGUGGAUCAACUAAUUCGAAGCGCAUAUUUGGCACAAUGGCAUUAAACAAAACGGAAAAUGUCAGCCCAAAAGAUGCCGUCGAGGCUAAUGUUGACUCGUACGGUGUUCAAGGGUCUGGUAUCAUUGGCCCAGGGGCCGACGCGAAAUCAGAGUCGAUAGGAAGCAAGAAGAUAGUUGAUCUCUUCCUUAGUAACCGGCGCAAGCGCAUAGCGAGCGGCGAAGAUGGUGGUGUGUUCUCAUAA